Aspergillus homomorphus CBS 101889 is the source of this 1479-nucleotide messenger RNA. Its product is annotated as MFS transporter. Gene Ontology annotation, biological process: transmembrane transport. Bases 1 to 1479 code for a protein of 492 amino acids. The transcript is spliced from 4 exons. The record is from RefSeq and is a predicted model, not a curated record. Gene Ontology annotation, molecular function: transmembrane transporter activity. NCBI's taxonomy places the organism in Eukaryota, Fungi, Ascomycota, Eurotiomycetes, Eurotiales, Aspergillaceae.
AUGCAGUCCGAAAACAAGUCGGUCCAGGAGGGCCAAGUUUGGCCCUCCAGCUCCAGUUCUGAAGAAGCCUCAGCAGGAGCCCCGGAGGCAGGACAUACCCCCCAUACAAUUGGCUGGGAUGGCAUCGAUGAUCCGGAUAACCCACGAAACUUCACCACCGCCAAAAAGAUCUAUAUCACCGCCAACCUUGCCAUCUUAACCUGCCUCUCUACCUUUGCCUCUUCCAUUCUCAGCCCGGCCAGUCUCCAUCUCAUGACCGAAUUUGGAAUCUCGAAAGAGGUAUCGAUUCUGGCCACUGCGUUGUUCGUGCUGGGCUACGCCUUCGGACCCUUGGCUUUUGGCCCAGCCUCCGAGGUCCUCGGUCGUAAAUAUCCGCUCAGUCUCGGUAUUAUCAUCUUUGGCAUUUUCGCGAUCCCCGUCGCAGUCGCUAAGAAUGUGGCCACCAUAUUCCUCUGUCGAUUCCUUUGUGGCGUGUUUGGGGCAGCCCCGUUAGCAAUCGCAGGAGGAUCCCUGGCCGACCUCUACGACCCGCUCUUUCGCGGCAUCGCCGUGGCAGGAUUCGCCAGCGCGACCUUCCUGGGCCCCGUCCUAGGCCCCCUGGUCGGGGGCUUCGUGACUAUGUCCCCGGACCUCGGCUGGCGCUGGACGCAAUGGCUCGUCGUGAUCCUUAGCCUCUCCUUCAGCCUCCUCUACUUCCUCACCGUCCCCGAGACCUACAGCGCCGUGCUCCUCACGCGACGCGCACAUCAACGCGGCCUCCACGACGCCCUUCCUCCGCGCCCGAAGAUGACCCUCCGGAUGAUCGGGCGCGUGUACAUCUUCAAACCAUUCCUCAUGCUGUCCCAGGAGCCCAUCCUCGCCCUGAUCACUCUGUACAUGGGCUUCAUCUACGGGUUCCUGUACCUGUGCUUCGAGGCCUACCCGAUGACCUUCGAGCAGCAGCGCGGCUGGAACCUGGGCGUCGGGGCGCUGCCUUUCCUGGCCAUCACCGUCGGGGUCCUGGUGGGCGUGGGGAUCAUCAUCGCGCACACCAAGACCCGGAUGCAGCGCAAGCUGCAGCUGCACGGAGAGGAGGUGCCCGAGGAGCGGCUCGUGCCCAUGAUGGUGGGCAGUGUGCUGCUGCCGAUCGGGAUGUUCUGGUUCGCGUGGACGUCCAACCCGCACAUUAUCUGGGUGCCCCAGGUGAUCGCCGGCGGGUUUAUGGGCUGUGGGAUCCUGUUGAUCUUCUUGCAGGGCUUGAAUUACUUGAUCGAUGUCUACAAGAUGAACGCUAACUCCGCCAUCUCGGCUAAUGCCAUGUUUCGCGGUCUGCUGGGCGCAGGGUUUCCUUUGUUUGCUACGUAUAUGUUCGAUAAUCUUGGGGUCCCGUGGGCGAUGUCUCUUCUUGGAUUCCUGUCCACGGCACUCGUGCCCGUCCCGUUUCUGUUCUAUAUUUAUGGGGCUAAGAUUCGGAAGUGGAGCAAGUUUAGUCCAUGCUGA